This is a messenger RNA of Homalodisca vitripennis (glassy-winged sharpshooter), 316 nucleotides long. Its product is annotated as proline-rich receptor-like protein kinase PERK7. The record is from RefSeq and is a predicted model, not a curated record. The coding region runs from base 11 to 316 and encodes 101 amino acids. The transcript is spliced from 2 exons. Lineage: Eukaryota; Metazoa; Arthropoda; Insecta; Hemiptera; Cicadellidae.
GCAAGUAGUGAUGGACCGGAGUUUGUUGGACCCGCCAGAAGGCAACUGCCCGCCAAGGCCCACUCCUACCCCCUCGCCAAUGCCGCCACCCUCCACCCCCGACAGCCAAGACAGACAACCUUCCACACCCAAGUCUUCUGACCAGGAAGACAGUGGGCGAGGAGAGUCGUGCAGCAGCGGCGACAGCAGCCACGAGGAGGACAACGGUGAGCCUCCGGCCUUGGUGGUGUAUCUGGUCGAGCCCUUCACACUGGGCAGUGACUCUAGCGAUUUGCAACGGUUGGCGUGCCUGGGCCUGCUGGCGGUGUUUCAAUAA